CAUAGUAUGUUGUUAUUAUACAUAAAAACCACUAUGCUGUACAAUGCUAGUAUUAGCUUGUACCCUGUAUAUUUUCCGUUAAAUUGCUGUAAUAAAUGCAAGUUCAAAGUGAAUUAAAAAAAUGUGGUUUAUCAGUUGAUAUCAAUAACUUUAGGAAUUAUAUAUAAUCUUUUGAAUGUAUUCCUAUGAGUGGUAAAUAGUGAGAUGCAAAAUAUUUCAAUAAUUUGGCAUACAUGGCAGCUAACAAUUACCAAAAACCUGAAGAUACACAUACAGAGAGUGAAUUUGAAAUAGAAACACUAAAUGAGAAACUAAUAGAAUUAUUAAAAACUCCAGUACAAUGGAAACUAUCUGAAACUCAAAGGACACAACUAUCGCCAAAAAAACUAUUAUGCAAAAAUAAUCAUGAAAGUUCACCAGAAGCUCACUGCUGUAAUUCAUCACCAUCAUUAUUCCAUAAUAAAUACGAUUACACAUUAUUACAUCAUGGAAGUCCAGCUAAUCCAAAAUCUUUUCAACAUUAUUUAUUACCAAUUGGAGUAUUCUGGGAUAUUGAAAAUUGUAAAGUUCCUCGAGGAAAAUCAGCAGCCGCCGUAGCUCAAGUUAUAAGAGAUAAAUUUUUUAAUGGAUAUCGAGAAGCAGAGUUUAUAGUUGUUUGUGAUGUUUAUAAGGAGAGUAAGCAAGUUAUUCAAGAAUUAAAUGACGCUCAAGUUAAUUUAAUUCACGUUGCAGCAACAUAUAAAAAUGCUGCUGAUGAAAAAUUAAAACAAUCUAUCAGAAGAUUUGCUGAUAUCCAUGGAAGUCUAGCAGCUAUAAUUUUAAUAUCAAGUGAUAUUAAUUUUGCCGCUGAUUUAAGUGAUUUGCGGCACAGGAAAAAAAUGCAUGUGAUACUUUUACACAAUGAAAAUUCUUCAGAAGCCCUCAUACUAUGUGCAAAUGAACAUUAUAAUUUUAUGGAACUUAUGGAGUCACUGCCAGUUAGGACUCCUGCUAAGGCACCGGAAACUUAUGAUCUCUUAGUCAGUAAUCUCCCUAAAGAUAAAGGAUUGACAUCAAUAAAACGUAGGUUAAAACAACUAUCAGAUAAUUGUGGUGGACGGGUUAUAGGAAUAAAUUCAAAUGCUGCUAUUAUACGAUUCAGUUUACAAGAAUCUGCUGAUAGAGCUCAAAAACGAAUGAAUGGAGAGCUCGUAUUUGAUACAAAAAUCACAGUAAAAUCAUUGAGAGAAAAAAAUAAUCGAAAAACUAAAGAAAAUAGUUUAAUAGAGUCAACAAGUGAGACCGGAGUUUCUGGAGCAGCAGUAAGUUCACCUGUGCCAAUGUAUAAUUCUAAUUCUGGAAUCGGUGGUGUACGCAGCCUUCCUAGUACACCUCAUUAUCAUUCUUCUUCACCGGUUGUUGGAAGUUUCUCUGGCUGGAAUGGUGUUCAUUGUCCUCCACAUCCAGGAAUGAUGCCACCAGCACCAAUGUUUAUGGGUCGUCCUUAUAACAGUAAUGGGGAAAUAAUGUAUAACCGACCCUAUCCAGAAAUGUCUCGUGUUCCAUCUCCAGUUAUCUGGCCUUCUUCAACACCACAUCAAUUUGGACGCUGUUGGGAAGAACUUUACAAGUCAGAUAGGCCUAAAAAUUAUGGAAAAUGGAUGCAAAUAAAUUCCAAUCGUGAUGGGUCUUCGAAUGGCAAUCAUACACCUGAAGGAAUGCGACGUAUUCGUGGAACUCAUGGGUCAAUGAACUCUUCUCAAGAUUGGAACAAUAUUCCUCGACCAAACUAUUGUCCAAUGCCGAUGUCAAUAAACUACAGUAGUGGUAAUUUUUCUCAAGGAAAUUGUACGAAACGUGUUAGUCCUUCAUCAAUGUAUCUUCAAGGCCGUGAUGGGAAUCAACGCAGUACACAAAAUCAGUAUAUACCAGGACGUAACACACGUACACCUUCACCAUAUUCUAAUUCUUCAAUGCAAUCUAAUAUGCCUCAACCCACUUGUACAUCGCCUUAUCAAAGCUCAGUAAUUGACGAAGAUUCUGAGAAAUUCUUUAAUCCAAUUAACAUUCGUUGCCCUACAAAUUUUAACAGUAAUAGUAAUAAUAGUUUAGGCGUACCUGUAGAACUUCAAGUGACUAAUUUAGAUCAAAAUUUGGAUCCUAAAGAAAUGCGACGUAUCCUCUAUGCUAUAUUUAUGGAGCAUGUUAUGGUUCAUCACAUUUCCAUUUUCAUUCAGUCUGAUGGCAAUUAUGCAGCUUGCGUAAAAUUAGCAUCUAUAUCAGAUGCUCAGUAUGCUAUUUCUCAACUUCAUCGACGUAAAAUUGGAUAUAAAAGAAUAUUAAUUUCUUAUGCUCAUACUGGAGGUCCAAAUCCUCAAUUAAUAAAGUCUCAGAUUGUUAUUUUACUACAAGAAGUUCCAGGGCAUAAAUUACCAUUGUUCAAAUUUCGUGAAAUGUAUGAAAAUCGGUUCAUGAUAUCUGUGAGUGUAUCUGAGCUUUAUAAAAUGAAAGAUGUUUGUAUUAUUACUGAUGAACCUGAUGGGCGUAUGGUAUCACUCAAUCCAGAUUAUCGGAAUACUCCAUCACCUUGUUUGGAAAAUAUAUCACAGGAUGGAAAUUUAGAGUUACCAUAUUGUAUAAUUCAUACCCAAAAACCUUGGUCAGAAAAAGGAUGGGCCGAACAAGAAAUGGAAUCCUUACCUAACGUCAUAAUGUCAUUAAAAGUUCUUGGUGCUCGGAUUCGAAAGCUUCUAACAACUCAUAAUGGCAGUUUACCUCUUCCUACACUACCUAAUUGUUAUGAAGCAGAAUUUAAUCAGUCUUUAGACACUAAUGAAAAGGGAGUACCUUUAGAGCAUUUGAUUUCUUGUUUGGCUUUUGUAGAGAUUAAACAAGGAGUUGGGAGUGUUAAGUAUAUUACUUGGAAUAAAAAUAAAUCGGAUGAGAAUCCUGAAGAGACAAUUAAUAAGUGUAUUAGCCCACCACUUGUUAAUCAACUAGCUUUAUUCAGUCGAGAGCUUGUAGAUCUUUUGAAAACAGCACCUCAUUGCCAAAUUCCAUUCAAUAGAUUUAUUCCAGCUUAUCAUCAUCAUUUUGGAAGGCAAUGCAGAGUUGCUGAUUAUGGCUUUACGAAAUUGAUUGAUUUAUUGGAAGCCUUACCACAAACUAUUCAGGUGAUGGGUGAAGGUAAUAAACGAAUGGUAACGUUAUCUCAUCGUGCACAAGUUCGACGUUUUACCUCCGAUCUUCUUCGUGUCUUGAAAGCUCAAGCAAGUAAACAAAUCACCCUUUCGGAUUUCCCAACUGUUUAUACGAGGGUGAUAGGUAAAAGAACAAAACCUUGGAAUGUUGUUGAUUAUGGUGUCUGUGAAAUUGGUGAUAUUCUUGCUGAUGUAUCUGAAAAUACAGUUGUUGUAACUGAUACUGAUGAUGGAGACAAGACAAUUGCUAUACCAAAAAGAGAUCAAACUCCGCAAGAAAUUGAGAGAACAAAACAAUUUGCUAAUGAGGCUGUAGAAUUACUUCGUCAUGCUCCACAAUGUACGAUGUUGUUCAACAAAUUCGUUCCAUCAUAUCAUCAUCAUUUCGGUCAUCAAUGUCGCGUAUCAGACUAUGGAUUUUCAAAGUUAAUCGAGUUAUUUGAAGCUAUACCUCAUGUCAUUACAAUAGAAGACGGUGUGGAUGGUGGAGAUCGUCGGAUUUCUUUGACUGAACCUGAAAGAUUUCGAGUUUUAGGCGAACAAAUUAGUAAAUUAAUUUCUAAAACUCGAAAUGGCCUUUUGUUGUCAAAUAUUGCUCAGUCUUUUCUUCGUCAAUAUGGUUAUAUGUUAAGGCCAGAAUUUUACGGAUGUAGCUCAGUUGAAAAACUUGUAGAAAAACUUAAUAAUUACGUUAAAGUAGUAAAUUUACCAACAGGGCCUACAGUAAUGUUAAUUGACAAAUCACAAUCACAACAAUUAAGCCUUCAAUGCCGAAGAAUUUUGAUGGAUCAAUCACAGCAACGUUUAACUGUAUCAGAAUUUCAACGAAUUUAUAAUCAAUAUUACGGAAAUCCUUGUAAUAUUGAAGAUAUUAAAAAAUUACCUGAUGUUGUUAAAAUUUCUAAUAUCAACAAAGAGGAGUAUAUAGAGCUAACACCUCUUCAGUGUUUUGCUUGUAAUUUAUAUAGAGUUUUAAUUAAACACGGUGGUAAAUUAAAAUUACAACAAUUAGAAAGUGCUUAUUGUACUUUAAUUGGAAGUGAAUUGAAACCAUCUCAAUACGGUUUUCCAUCUGUCAUAGCUCUUCUUCAAGCUUUAUCUUGUACAGUCAUUAUCAGAGAAUCAAGAAACAAAAAGAAAACAAUUUUCUUAAAUAAAAAAUUAGGUGUUGUUGGUAUAUCUGUACCAUCAACAUUGGGAUCUCCUUAUAGAGAUCGAGAUUCAAGCAAUGAUUCAUUGGGAAGUGAAUCUUCUCGUGCUAGUUUAUCACAAAUGGCUAGACUUCAUCAGUGGACCAGUAAUAAUAUUCAAAAAACUUGGAGUAAUAAAGGUAGUUAUUGGUCUAAUCAACCGGAAUCUUCUGAAGAGUCUGACAAAUGGCCUAUACUUAAAGAAAAUGGUGACAAUUUUCUCAGCAGUAUUAUUCCACGAAAUUCUUCGACAAUUAUGGAAACUAUGACAUCAAAUAUGAAGCCUCCUGAAUCAUUUUCUGAAAAUGAGGACGACUCUGAAGUCUGGAAAUCAUCAGUUUGGGCUACUCCACCGAAAUACAAUCAAAAUAAUGUUGAUUUUGAGACUAAUAUCAAUCUUCCUCCAUUAACCUUACCCACCUGGGGUCAAGCUGAUGAUGAUGAUAGUGCAUCUAGUCUCCUUUCUCCAGCAAAAAAUUUAUUAUCUGCUGCUGCUAAUCCUUUAAAUCCUAUAACUUCUCCAUUUUUUUCAUCAAGUCAUCUUGUGAUGGCUCCACAUCCAUCUGAAUUACCUUUACCUUCACUUUCUUUAGCUUCUAAACGCAGUAUAUUUACUAUUGAUCAGAAAAAAAGUGAAGAUAAAAUGCAAAGUACUCGAUUACUUGGAAAUUCUUUGGAAGUUCACAGUCCAACACAUUCUGAGAGUUACAAUAGUACCUCUGAAGGCGAGCCAUCCUCAGACAUCAUUGAUUCUACACCAAGUAAACGGUUUCCAGGUAAGCGCAAACUAGCUGCUCAAUUUGAUCAUUCGAUCAAUCCUUAAAAAAAAUCUGAAGGUUCUAAUCAAUUUUUAAGUUUAUAAAACAUCAAUUAAUGAUUUUAAAAAAUUCCCUUUAAUAUAAAUUGUCAUUUUGAAUUAUUUUUAAUAAUUUUUUGUACGUCUUAUAGUUUGUUACCAAUAAUCUUGCCAUUAUUAUGGAAUAUUCAUUUAUCAUUUCAGGCUGUGAUUAAUGUUUAUAUAGGUAUAAAUCAUGAAUAUUAUAUAAACAAACAGUUUUGAGUGAAUGUAUUAAGCAGAAUUCUGUAAUGAAAAAUUUUUUCAAUUCUUAUACGUUCGUUACAGCUAUUCUUUUAUUGAUAAAUACGGAAUUUUAACAGCAAAUUAAGUUUCUAACAAUUACUAUAACGAAUUGUUUAAUAUCGGAACAAUCAUAUAUUUCAAUUGAUAAUAAAUUAUGUAUCAUAAUCACAAGUCAGGCUUCUAUUUAACAAAAAAAAAAA
Messenger RNA from Chelonus insularis, 5650 nucleotides. RefSeq names its product meiosis regulator and mRNA stability factor 1-like protein (gene Marf1). Gene Ontology annotation, molecular function: CCR4-NOT complex binding; RNA binding; RNA nuclease activity. The coding region runs from base 234 to 5192 and encodes 1652 amino acids. The transcript has 10 exons. Gene Ontology annotation, cellular component: cytoplasm; peroxisome. Lineage: Eukaryota; Metazoa; Arthropoda; Insecta; Hymenoptera; Braconidae. Gene Ontology annotation, biological process: regulation of gene expression. The record is from RefSeq and is a predicted model, not a curated record.